This is a messenger RNA of Musca domestica (house fly), 774 nucleotides long. Its product is annotated as antigen 5 like allergen Cul n 1-like. The record is from RefSeq and is a predicted model, not a curated record. The coding region runs from base 1 to 774 and encodes 257 amino acids. The transcript is spliced from 3 exons. Lineage: Eukaryota; Metazoa; Arthropoda; Insecta; Diptera; Muscidae.
AUGAAAAAAUAUUUAUUUAUCUCAAUACUCUGUACAGCCGCAUAUCUGAGCACAGCUGCCACCAAUUAUUGUAAAUCGGGAUUAUGUCCAACAGGUCAAACACACAUUGCCUGCAACAAUACUGGGAAAUUUUAUUCCAGUUGUUCGAAAGAUGCUGCCAUGGUACAAAUUGGACCGAAUCUACAAAAGUUUAUUGUCAAUCAACAUAAUAAUAAACGUAACUUGAUUGCUGGUGGCAAGGUUGCCAAGUUUAAGCCAGCCUGUCGUAUGGCCACCAUGAAAUGGGAUGCGGAAUUAGCCAAAAUAGCUUCGUACAAUGUUCGUCAGUGUAAGAUGGAACAUGAUAAAUGUCGCAAUACACAAAAAUAUAAAUUUGCGGGACAAAAUUUGGCCUGGCGAUCGUAUACGGGAACACCGAAUAAACAACAGCUAAUAAAGGCAGCGAUAAACGCCUGGUACUCAGAAUAUAAAAACACCAAAUGGACCCAAAUCCAAUCUUAUCCGUCGAACUAUAAAGGACCAGCCAUCGGCCAUUUUACAGCCUUGAUGGGCGAGCGCAACAUUGCCGUGGGCUGUGCUGCCUCCACAUAUUCCACUCAAGGCGUUAAAUACAAAACAUUUUUAGUGGCCUGCAAUUAUGCAACGACAAAUAUGAUCGGGAGUCCUAUCUAUACUGGAUGCGCGAGAGCAACUGCAAAAUGUAAAGCCGGUAAAAAUUCCAAAUAUCCCAAUUUAUGCGCUCCCAAAGAAGUUUACAAUGUUAACAAAUGGUGA